GGUCACCACAUGAAUAAAGAACACGGAGCGGAGCACGGACAGCCCCCCCUGCUGGCGAGAGGCUGAAUGUGAAAUGCAAAAAAUUCAAAGAACUACAGAAGUUCUGUAGUUCUGUCUGUGUGUGUGUGUGUCAGUAUGGUUACACACACACAGUAUUCUGUGGUUGUUGAAGGUUCUCAUACAGACGUACGAGGUCAGCAGAAAUAAAUACAAACACGCUGAGUCAUACAUUUCAUGGUCACCUGUUCUCACCUGUGUCCACACGUGACCUGAAACACGCUAACGUCAUGGCAAGACCACAGGAAGUGUGUGAGCCCACAUCCUGACAUCUAUACAUACACAGCUGUGUGUGUGUGUGUGUGUAGUCAGUAACACACACACACACUCGUAGCCUGUAAUUUCUCCACAAACCUAAAAUAAACAUUUUUCUGUCGCAUUUUUUUGUCCUAAAAUAUUCUUUUUUAAAACUGUGUGUGUGUGUGGGGGGGGUGUGUCCGGUGUGUGGAGGGCGUGGUAUGUUUGGGUGGGGGCGUGGCCUGUGCUGUGUUAGGUGAGUCACACACACACACACACACACACACAGAGGUGAUGUUGAGUCUCUCUGGUUCUGACUUAUCGACUCAUCGCCUCACACUCUUCUUCACUGACUCCUCCCACCAGGUGAGAACCAAUCAGAGCAGCUGUUCAUUAAUGACCUCAUCUCGUUAAUGUGUGAUGUCAUGAUGUUAGACAGGCUGACUGAUUACAUAGACAGUCAUUGUGCUAAGCUCUGCUCCAUAAUUAACUCUAAUUAACGCCUCCUUAUUCAUCAAUAUGUUAAUGAACUACAUUAACGACUUUUCUCCUUAAAGCCAUUUAUUUGAUUUUGUGCCUUUAUUCUGAAAUAAUCUGAUUUAUUUUUAUACUUUAAAAUAUAACAGCUGGAAAUCCUGGAAGGCCCUGGAAGGCCUGGAAACAUGUUGCUGUGUGUGUUUGUGCUCAGCUGUUUGCUCUGCUCCACGUCUUCAGCUCCGCUCAGUUCAGACGAUGAAUCUUGGCCGACUUCUUCCUCUGGUGAAGAUCUGCAGCUGUCAGCAGUGUUUCCUGUGGUGGGAGUGGCCUCCCCUGAAGCCCCGCCCCUUGUCCCUGAAGCCCCGCCCCGGCUGGUCGUGCAGGUGGAGGACACCAAAACAAACAUCACAGUGAGCUUCGCCAUCUUCAUCAUCGCUGAGGAGGAGGAGGAGGAGGAGGAGGAGGGGGGGAGCGCCGCGGGAGCACGAGCAAGAUCAGACGAUGACAGCAGAAGCAGCGAGAUCGAUGACAUCACUGAUGAUGUCACCAGUGAAGAAACAAAGUCACAGGACAUCCAGCCAAUGAGGGAGGAGCACGCUGAUCACAUGAUCAUCACUGAGUCCUCAGAGGAAGUGAUGAGAGAUCAGCCAAUGAGGAAUGACCACACGACGAUUUCUGAUGACCUCGAUGACUUUAACAACAGCACAGGCAGCGAGGCGUCACCACUUUCUGAUGACUCGGAUGGACCGGCGCCGCCUCCGCCCGCUGACCUCCACAGACACCGCCAGGCGGACAAACCGGAUCCAGAUCCAGGAUUGCAGGAGGGGAUGAGCUCAAGCUCAGAGGAAACCGGCUCGGUCAGCCAGGACGGGGGCGGUUCUGGACUUCAGGCUGUGACUGGCUCCAUCCAGGAGGUUCUGGGUCUGCUGACAGGAAGCCAGGCUGUGGAAGGAGGCCAUCAGGAGGUUCUCGGAUCAGCUCCCGAUCCCCUGCCAGGCUUUAGUUUGAGCUCUGAGGAGAGCAUGGAGUCCAGCGUCCAUCACACUGGUUCUACAGAACCCUCACAGCGGGUCAUCGGUCCAACGACAAGCUUCACCCCCGCCUCCGCGUCCCACAGCGCCGAGCAGGGUCAGGAGGGUGGAGGUCUCUCAGAAGUCAUGAGGAGUCCAGAGGUCAGCUCCAGCAGUGAGGAGGCAACGCUGACCUUCACCUCCUCACUGACCCAGUCUGAAGAAUCCGGAUCAGCUGGGUCUGAACCGGACCAUCCGGGACUUCAUCCAGAUCACAUCCCAACAUCAGCGAGCUCCGAGGUCGGACCGGAGGAGUCGGUCCGUCCAGACGAUGCUAUCAGAGAAGCUAACGGUGCUAGCUCUGAAGCUAGCGUGCAGGUUACACCUGACGGAGGCCUGAAGGAGGCCGAGGAGGAGGAGGAGGAGGAGGAGGAGGAGGCCGAGGAGGAGGAGGUGACUCAUGGCUCCAACAGGAAGCAGAAUGGCUCCAACAGGAAGCAGAGGGUUAGCGUAGCUGUGGUGGCUAAUCCAGCUCAGAGCAGCAGCGAGGAAACAGAGUAG
This is a messenger RNA of Larimichthys crocea (large yellow croaker), 2342 nucleotides long. RefSeq names its product nucleolar and coiled-body phosphoprotein 1. The transcript is spliced from 5 exons. The record is from RefSeq and is a predicted model, not a curated record. Bases 957 to 2342 code for a protein of 461 amino acids. Lineage: Eukaryota; Metazoa; Chordata; Actinopteri; Sciaenidae.